CAGAUCUGGCGCCGGGCGUGUUGCAACCGCAGCCGGGCGUGCCUCCCUUUGCACAACAACGCCUACCUGGCUCAGGUGCAGCAGCAGUUGCCCAAAGAAGGAGGCCAGAUCCACCUGGAAGCAGCUCCAUCCAUCCAUCCACCUGCAGGUUCUGUCUCCGUGGAGACCCCCUUCCCUCAGGAACCAUGAUUCCCGGAGGCUUAUCCACCCUCAAACCGGCCACUGCAGAGACCCAGGCCAUCGCAGACCAGGUGAAGGACCAGCUAGAAGCCCAAACCAACCAGCGGUACACCAUUUUUGAGGCUGUUUGCUACUGUUCGCAGGUGGUUGCUGGCACCAACUACUUCGUCAAGGUGCGUGUUGGGCCUGAGGAGAGGGACUUUGUCCACCUGCGGAUCUUCAAGGCCCUUCCGGUCUACGGUGGUCAGGUGGAACUGGCCGGCUUCCAGCUGGGCAAGACCAGGGAGGAGCCCAUCAACUACUUCUAGGCCCUCCGACCAACCUCCAAGGAACGGACCAAGGAACGGACUGGCAGAGAAUGCAGUCGGGGGGAUCUCCUGUGGUUUGGAGGGACGCCAUCCAGAAAAGGUGGAGACAGAAGCCCCGUCCUCCUGGAAGCGGAGCCUUCAAAUAAAUGCCUCUGUCUUUGGA
Messenger RNA from Anolis sagrei ordinatus, 651 nucleotides. RefSeq names its product cystatin-B-like. Lineage: Eukaryota; Metazoa; Chordata; Lepidosauria; Squamata; Anolidae. The record is from RefSeq and is a predicted model, not a curated record. Gene Ontology annotation, cellular component: cytosol. Gene Ontology annotation, molecular function: cysteine-type endopeptidase inhibitor activity.